Molecule: messenger RNA, 2571 nt
Organism: Pogona vitticeps (central bearded dragon)
Lineage: Eukaryota; Metazoa; Chordata; Lepidosauria; Squamata; Agamidae
Gene: DCK
Product: deoxycytidine kinase
Biological process (GO): nucleobase-containing compound metabolic process
Cellular component (GO): mitochondrion; cytoplasm
Molecular function (GO): ATP binding; deoxycytidine kinase activity
Source: RefSeq, a predicted model, not a curated record
GAGGGUGGGGAGAGAGAAAAGGGCCUCGCCGGUGACGUCAUCGCGCGGCGUAUCCAAUCCUGAAGGACCCCGCGCCCUUUUCGAACGCCGGCUGCAGAGGCGAAAAGGGGAUUGGCGCGCUCAAGAUGCCGCCGAGGGGGGCGGGGUUACUUUUUCCCGCGGAGAAAGAAGCGCCUCUCGCUGAUUUUUGUCCUUCUGUCCCCACCGUUUUCUCCAGCGGCUGCCCGGUCCGGCGGUAACCAUGGCAACUCCUCCUAAGCGGCCCCGGGCCGAGAGCGGCAUCAAGAAAAUCGCUAUCGAAGGCAAUAUCGCUGCAGGAAAGUCUACUUUUGUCAGUAUUCUCAAAGAAGCCAGCAAAGACUGGGAAGUUGUUCCAGAACCAGUCGAAAGAUGGUGCAAUGUUCAGACCUGCCAGGAUGUCUGUGAGGAGCUGACAGCUUCGCAGAAGAGUGGUGGCAACUUACUCCAGAUGAUGUACGAGAAGCCAGAAAGAUGGGCCUUCACUUUCCAGGCUUAUGCCUGUCUGAGCAGAAUUCGAGCUCAGCUCAACUCUCUGGAGGGGAAGCUCAAAGAAGCUGAGAAUCCCGUAGUCUUCUUUGAGAGAUCUGUUUACAGUGACAGGUAUAUUUUUGCAUCUAGUCUGUAUGAGUCUGACUGUAUGAACGAAACUGAGUGGACUAUUUACCAAGAUUGGCACAAUUGGAUGAAUCAACAGUUUGGACCACAUCUUGAACUGGAUGGCAUUAUUUAUCUCCGAGCUACUCCUGAGAAAUGCUUGAAUAGGGUUUAUGUGCGUGGAAGGGAUGAAGAACAAUCCAUUCCUAUCGAGUAUCUGGAAAAACUUCAUUACAAACAUGAAAGCUGGCUUCAGCACAAAACAUUACGAACGGAUUUUGAAUAUUUGCAAGAGAUACCGAUUCUAACACUAGAUGUGAACGAAGACUUCAAAGGCAGCAAAGACAAGCAGGAAAAUAUGAUUGAAAAGGUCAAAGAAUUUUUGAGCACUUUACAGCCUUUCAAGAAAGCACACUGACCAUUCCAAAUAUUCCUAUUACUUUUUUCAUCACCAAUUCUGAUUUUGCUUAAUGUCUCCAAGGGCAAGAUUCAACUUUGUUUCAAUGCUGAAUAUUGUACUGAUCUCAUGUUACGUUUUUCAUAAAGUUUUCUACUUAUCUGCUGGUGCUCAAACCUCUUCCAUGAAGUAUUUGCUGAGAACGGCAAAAUAAUCUGAUAUAACACAGUACAGUUCUGGGAUUCCUGUGGAAAUACAUGGCAUUCAGUGAAAAGCUGGUAAAAUCACAGGUUUCUCUAAAACUGCUCUUGGGACAUUUGAAUGGUUUCUCGGGUAUCCUUCGUGCAUAUUUAGAUGUUGAUUAGCACACUCCUAUCUGGGGGACCACACCACAGAACGGAGGCUCCUGCCUAUAGAGGGGCAUGUAUAUGUGAUACAGGAUGCCAAAGCUGCAUUAUGUCCAACACAACAUGCUUAUCCAAGAAUGAUGCAUUUUUAAAAUCCCUGUGUAAGUUAGCCAUAUCAAUAGAAAAGCUUUCUUGAAUGGAAUGGAUAUUUUGAUAGAAAUUAAGGUUGUUCUUUUAUGGCAGCCUUCCUUGCUUUUCUAAGAUACCUCUUUUGUCUGCUUCUGGUAGAGUAACAUUAUCAAAAAUUGUUUGUAAGCAUUUGACCAUCUAAAGAAAUGGUUUCAACUAGUCAUAUACACUGAUUUCUUACAGACUUGAAGUUGUAGCUUGAUCAUACAGCCCCCUUCAGCCUAAAGCAAAAGCUUUACGUAGAAAACCUUAGCCACAAGAAUAUGUCAGUUAGGAUUUUCCACCAUGCUCCUAAACAUUUUAAAUGAAAAAAUUGAGGGUGUGUGUGUUGCUGAAUAACUUCUUCAUAUUAGAACUGCUUCCUGAAUUAUUACUGAAUAUAUUUUAUGAGUAUCGUCUCCCAUUUCUCAUGAAGUCUGCUUUAUAUUGGUUUUGUAGGGACCUGUUGCGGCGGAAGCUGUCAAAAUGGGCAAAAUUAGUAGUCAGGAGACAAAGUGGAAGUUGGAUUGUGGUCAAAUUGCUGAGCUGGUUUGAAUGUGUAAGGUUCACAUAUUCCUGGCAUCUGAUUACUGCCUUGUUGACAUUUACUGUUUUUUAUAUAUCUUUGAAUUUGCCACUUACAUGCAGAGAUGAUCUGAAGUUUUAAAUAAAGUGUGUGCCCUUUGUUUGAAGAAAUGAGACAAUGGACAGUCAUGUUUUCAUCCCACCUUUUAAUCUACUAAUUGUGGGAAUAUCAUCUCUUGUUCAUUUUGAAUCUCCAUAGAAUAGUAAAAAGUGAGCCCCUGGCUUAACCACAUUUUAAAUUAUUUUUUGUAGAAAUGAUUUUUUUUAAAUAUUAAAAGUAUCAGAUUAUUUCACCGGUUGUAAAUGGAUGCAAUGUUUUAAUAUGAUGUCAUCUUUAUCUAGACAUAGUUUACUUCAGCAGGACCUUUCGCAUCCAAGGUUGCAUUGUGUUACUGCUGACCGUUUUGUGUGAUCAUGUUGGAAAAUUUUGUUAGCUGAAAUAAAUAUAGAAGUGUCCCA